UUAUUUUUCAAUUUAUCUCAACAAAAGAAAAGGAAGACGGUGUUGUUCGUGCUUGUGUUAGUUCUCGCUGUGGGUACUAGGGUCUGGUGCAUAUCGUCAACGAAGCAAUUGCAAGACACGCUCUCGCUCUCGCUAUACGAUUGCGUAAGUCAAGGCUCACGGUAAAGACUUCUUCAAAACAUGCGUUUUCUCGUCUUCUUGCUCGUGUUGCUAAGCAACACGAUAAUAUGCAUUGCGCAUGGUCAAGGAAGAAUCGCUGGCUACCGCUUUCUUCGGUAUCUCAAGUACAGAUUCCGCUGUGACGUAAUUCACACACUGAAUGGCGUCAAUCGAGAUGAUUGCAGAAACCGCUGCGCCAACAAUCUUGGUUGUUACGCCUUGAACACAAUCCGAGGCCCGAAUGGAACUGAGAUGUGCGAACUUUUGCGUCCACGGACCGAUUCUAGAUACAGCGAGAAUGAUUGUUUUAUCAAACAGGAAAACUCCGAGCACAACAGUCUCCUGGAUGUGGACCACUGCCCCCCUGACAAGCCUUGCUCCAAACGUGUCAAAAAAGUUUUGGACGGAGGAUGGUACCAGUUUGGUACAAAUGCCUGGAAGCUCUUCACCAGAAACCUCAACUGGGAAGCAGCGGUGUCUGCGUGUACUGCAGAGGGGGCGGAGCUUACACCUGUCACUCACGCGCUGGAUGCCAAAUUUCUUGCUGAGGCGAUGCUAGCACGAAUUACAGCCACUUCUCGCCCACAACUUCCUUCCGGUUUGAACAACCCUUCGUCGUAUUAUAGACUCGACGGAACAGACAACAAUGUCCAAAUGCAGUUCGUCAGAGGCCGCUGGACCCACCUUGCGUUUGUGAUCGAUCGAAAGAAAUUCUCAGUUGCAGCAUGGCAGGACGGCCUGUUCGUGGGGAAAAGUGCAGACAGUGACGUUGAUCAGAUUCUCCCUACGUUGAACAAGCUCGACCUAGGAUGUCAAAAUUACUUUGAUGGCCUGCUUAGCCAACUUCUCAUAUUUGACAGAGCGUUUGAUUCGCAGCAAGUUGCCGCAUUGAGAGAUGCCACAAUGAUGGAUCGGCGUGCGUGGACUGGGCUCAACGACAUCAACACCGAGGGACAAUAUCGCUAUGCAGACAUGAGCACCAACGGAAUGGGGUACCUUAACUGGGGCACCGCUGGCAGCACCGCACACUCGGUAGCGUUUGACUGCGUGGCCCUGAGUGCCUGGGACGAGGGCAAAAUGCUUGUAGAAAACUGUAACAUAACAUUGCCAUAUGUUUGCAUGAAGAAGGUUCCUUGAUUACGUUUAAAAAGAUUAAGCAUGGUACCACGCUCGUGUUUGAUUUAUUCUCUUAAAUGUAAAAUUUUAAUUCACCAGAUGGACCUAGUUUUUCUGGACGCUCCCGAUCCCGCCGAUCAAACUCUGCCACAUUGACACAGCAUGUUGUCUUGGUAGUAAUCAGCGUUUUGUCUAAUAGCAAUAGUUUCACCGAGCGAAUGCGUUCGUAUGAAUGACGAAUGUUCGAGAGAGUCUCUGACUCCACCAUUUUGUCAUCCUAGCAGAGUACUAACCAGAGAUGAACCCAUCUCCAUCGGCUAAUUUUGGAAAGCGUUAGGAAAUUUUCGAUUGAAGUAAACGCAAUAUAAAUGGUUGCUUUUCAUUAAGAUAUUUUUUUCUCAUAUCAACAAGAGCUUGCCUAUAGCUAAAGUUAAAAUUCAAGAGCACUAGAGUGGAAGGAUUUGAUUUACACCAUUAUUUUGGGUCGCGCACAUCUGUUUAUUUUUACUAUGAUGCUCAUUACCUUUAUUAACCGAACCAAAAGGGGAUCUUAGCCCCCCUCCCCGACCAAACGUUUCUCUUAAAAGAGAAAGUGAAACCCCAAGCCUCCCUUACAACGCCAUUGAUAAGAGCUAUAUUUAUAUAGUCAUUCAUAGUUUUAAACAGCUGCCUGCUUUACGUCCUUUAUUGUAACACUUUCAAAUAAAUUCAUAAAUACCUCUG
This is a messenger RNA of Nematostella vectensis (starlet sea anemone), 1998 nucleotides long. RefSeq lists its product as uncharacterized. NCBI's taxonomy places the organism in Eukaryota, Metazoa, Cnidaria, Anthozoa, Actiniaria, Edwardsiidae. Bases 181 to 1296 code for a protein of 371 amino acids. The record is from RefSeq and is a predicted model, not a curated record. The transcript has 7 exons.